Molecule: messenger RNA, 1398 nt
Organism: Cydia amplana
Lineage: Eukaryota; Metazoa; Arthropoda; Insecta; Lepidoptera; Tortricidae
Product: ELKS/Rab6-interacting/CAST family member 1-like
Exons: 9
Coding region: 113-1339 (408 amino acids)
Source: RefSeq, a predicted model, not a curated record
UACAGACUCCCUGCGAAUUUUUACUCAUAACAUUAAACAAUAGGUACUGCAAAUAAUUUACAGUUUUACGAAUUAUUAGCACUGCGUGACUCUGAAUCUUUAGUGUGUUGAAAUGCAGAGUCCUAAACUGGAGACACCGGCCCCGGUGAGCCGGUCCGGUGCCGGGGACAUUUCCGAGCGAGAAUUGUCCAGGGAGCGAAGCACCAUGCAGACCACACCGCCUGCACGUCACCAGCGCGCUCUGCACAAGAACAAACUGUUUUCGGUCCCGGUGAACAAGUUCACGACCCGUUGCCAGCGCCAGAGCCCCAACCUGGCGCGUAUCCGCAGCUGCCUCGAGGAGCUUCGCUCUACGCCCGCUAGACCCGUCAAAAUCGGACCCAAAGCGGUUUCUAUGGAGGACUUGACGCCUACGAAGAGGAUAAAGCGAGAGAGCACCAGCAAAGAGAUCUCAAAGUAUCCCCUGGGGGGAGCGGAGGAGCAGGCCGCGGCCAGAAUCGGCCGCUUCAUGCUAGCGUGCGCGUGGCGACGGCGGCGCGACGAAGUCCGGUGCCUUCGCAAGACGCUGGAAUUCCAGAUUUCAUGUUCCGAACGUCUCCGGAUCCAAGUGCAUGCAUUAAAGAGCCUCCUUGACUCUGACAAUGGCAAGGUCCGUCUCGCUAUGCGCGAGCUUGAGCGGCUCAAACAGCUUCUAAGGGAUAAAGAGGCGGAAAAAAGCGUUUUAGAGAAAGAGAAGAACGCUUUGGAAAGAGAUUUGAGUAACGCGGAAGAUCGAGCGUCGGAGAUGAGCAUCGGAUGGCGUAACUGCCGCAACGAGGUGGAAGGCGUCAGAGCCGCGGCAGCGGUGAGCGAGCACGCAUUGUCGUUGGAACGCGCUGCCAGCGCAGAGGCACGCUCUCAGCGUGAUCGAGCCUACACCCGGCUAUCUCACCUGGAAGCAGACUUGUCACAGUAUGAGGCACUGCUGGCGGCGGCCGAGGCCGAGGCGGCUGCGCUCCGACGCGAGGCCGACGAGAAGCAGGCCCUACUGCAGCUCACCAGCGAGCAGCUGAAGCUGGAGAAGGAUGGUAGAGAGCGCUGCGCACGCGAUUGCUCAGCGCUAGCGGCACGCGUGGCGUUAGCCGCGGACGAGACGAGCGAGCUGCGAGGAGUUGUGAGCGAGCUACGCGCGGAGCUGGCCCGCCUCGACGCCGAGCUGCGCGUCACGCGCGAGCAGCUGGCGUGGUGGCCUCGCCCUCUAACCAGGAUGAUGGGUGCCGCGCGCUCCCUGCUGCGUUACCCACUGUCCGUGCCCGAAGCCAUCGUGUGGGCGCUGGUGCCCGCGCGGCACGGCUGCUGACCUUGCUCAGUUCUGUUCCAAGACCGUCCCUGUAUCGGUCGUAUCGUAGCGGUUCAAGC